Sorghum bicolor (sorghum) is the source of this 789-nucleotide messenger RNA. Its product is annotated as sulfated surface glycoprotein 185-like. Bases 1 to 789 code for a protein of 262 amino acids. The transcript has 4 exons. The record is from RefSeq and is a predicted model, not a curated record. NCBI's taxonomy places the organism in Eukaryota, Viridiplantae, Streptophyta, Magnoliopsida, Poales, Poaceae.
AUGGACGGCUGGAGAUCGCCCUGGGCACCCGCAGUGGCCGCCGGCCGGCCGGAGCUGCGCGGAGGCGCCAUGGCCGCCGCCUUAGAGCUCGCCGGAGUUAGCCAUUCUCACGAUUCUGUGUACCAAAAGCCAAGCCGCGGGCACGGGAAGGAGGAGCAGCCCGCGAACUCACCUAGCGUCUUUGAGGUGCCUGUGAGGCAAGAUGAUGCAGGGCUGCACUUCAUGGUGGAUGACGUCACCGCUCUGUUAACGUCCUGUGAGCUGCAUAUUCCUGAGGGGAAUGGCACAGUCAAGGUGGCUACCGGUGUUGUAUCUCCUAUCGACUCCACAAAGACACCAAGGAUCCACACGGUCAUAAUACCACCUGGGACCUCCCCCAACCUAAGUCCGUGUAUCCAUUCACCACAUGACCAUAGUGCCGUGGGACACGACGACGUGGAUGAUUUUAUACAAGACAAGGCUGCAUCCCCACCGCCGGCCGUAUCUCCUCUACAACGGACUCCAACGCCGCUAGCGGCCAAAUCUCCUCCACCACAGCAAGCUCCAACCGCGUCGCCGCCGCCUCCUCCAAUGCCGACACCGGCCGCCUCAUCGGCACUGAUUGGUCCAUCAAGGAACAAGAGCCCCACCGGCCCACAAAGAUCGGUCCAACCUAUGCCGAAGAAACAAGCUGUGGUCACGAAGAUCCCGAAGAUGACCAAGCUUUCAUAUGAGAAGACUGAUAAAGAACUUGAGGCUUCAGUGAAGUCAGAUAUCCAUGAUGAGAGAACUCAGAUUGAAACAAGAUGA